AUGGCUUCUAACACUCUCUCUUUUCUCCCAAUUUCGAUCUCCACCUCUCGAAUUUGCAAUGACAAACCCCACAAUUCUUCACUAUUAUCAUUCCCUUUAAGCUCCUUUUAUGGUAACAAGCUAUUGAUUUCACACUCAAAGUUGAGAACUUUAGCUCUUAAGUGCAAUAAUCCAUCAAGGAUUGUGACAGUUUUAUCUACUCUACCGACCAAGAAAUACACAUCUCAGAAGAUACCAAAAUGGUCAGCAAGAGCAAUAAGGUCAUUUGGGUUAGGAGAAUUGGAGGCGAGGAAGCUGAAGUAUCCUAAUACAGGAACCGAAGCACUUUUAAUGGGGAUUUUGAUCGAAGGGACAAGUCCAGCUGCAAAGUUUUUGAGGGCUAAUGGAAUUACUUUUUUCAAAGUCAGAGAAGAAAUUGUGAAUUUACUUGGGAAAUCUGAAAUGUAUUUUUUCAGCCCCGAGCAUCCUCCAUUGACUGAACAGGCUCAAAGAGCACUUGAUUGGGCUAUUGAGGAGAAACUAAAGUCAGGUGAUAGUGGAGAAAUUACCACAACUCAUAUACUUCUGGGGAUUUGGUCAGAAAAAGAAUCUGCAGGUCGCCAGAUAUUGGAAACUCUAGGUUUUAAUGAUGAUAAAGCUAAAGAACUCGCAAGAUCUAUGAACGGAGACGUUGCCAUGAGCUUUAAGGUUUUGUCGAAUCCAAAUUCUCAGGCACAAGAGUUGUUGCCGUUUAGCUCAUCGGCUGUGAAUGAAUUCAUUGAACUGCAAUAG
Molecule: messenger RNA, 771 nt
Organism: Dovyalis caffra
Lineage: Eukaryota; Viridiplantae; Streptophyta; Magnoliopsida; Malpighiales; Salicaceae
Source: the annotation of a GenBank genome assembly